Messenger RNA from Schistosoma haematobium, 4002 nucleotides. Its product is annotated as WD repeat-containing protein 46. The record is from RefSeq and is a predicted model, not a curated record. Gene Ontology annotation, cellular component: nucleolus; small-subunit processome; 90S preribosome. The transcript has 8 exons. The coding region runs from base 3162 to 3929 and encodes 255 amino acids. Gene Ontology annotation, biological process: maturation of SSU-rRNA from tricistronic rRNA transcript (SSU-rRNA, 5.8S rRNA, LSU-rRNA). Lineage: Eukaryota; Metazoa; Platyhelminthes; Trematoda; Strigeidida; Schistosomatidae.
GUUGCACUGUUCUUAUAGACUAAUGAUUCAUUUGUAUUUAAUGACUGCCUGAUUUCGAAUUACGAAUACAAUACGUUCGUUUGUGCUCCUCUAGUUCUGUGUGAGUUGAAUUGCGUUAUUUCAGGGAUUCCUAGUUCGUAUAGUAAUCCAAAUACUUCUAAUCAUCGCAUUGGUUCAACAGUAUGUAGUGACCUACUUUUGUCAGGAGAACGUAAUUGGUGUUGUAGAAACAAUAUUGUUAUAAACAAUUGUACCGGGAUUGUUUUACCGUACCUGUUUGUUUAACUGUACCAAAAACACAUACAUUCUCCCGUUGAUCGUGACCUUGCCUGAAUUCGGUUACGCUCAGUAACCACACCUGUAUUCUUUCGAUACCAAGAGAUCGUCAGUAAAUACAUCUCGACUACAGCCAUCAACUGCCUUCCGAUAUUCGACGUACGGGGAUCUUAUCGGUUAACUGGCACGUGGUCUUCCGGUUGUGGUGACCAUAGUCAACCGGACUUGACGCCUUACUACAAGUACUUGCUUUCUUCAUAGCUGUUAUCUUUUUGAAGUCUAGAUAUUUGCAUCUACACUAUAUGCGAAUAGGCAAAUAGACAUUCAAAUCAAUAAAUUGGAAAUUAGUCCAGACAUUAAAUUUCAUGAUGUUCGAAACCGUACAUCAUUACCUAACCCACUGUGGCAUGUGCAGUAGAAUGUCUAGAUAACCUUCUCUGGACCUUACAAAUACUUAAAACUGUUCCGUGACACCUAAGAUCGGGAGUAAAGGAUUUAUCAUGUUCUUAUUGUCGUUUCAUAACAGUGUUGAUUGUUGUGCAUGACGGUUUGACACCUAGUCAACCCAACACGAGCAACUAACUUGAACAUCAGCGCCAUCAAAGAAUUUCAUAGCAAACAACAAAAGCUAGGUAAGCUCUCAAUGAAAGUUAUCUCUGUUUGGAAUGUUCUUCUAGCCGAAGUGACCACAACGCACUCAGAGGAUGGCUUCAGGAGGAGACUUUAGAACCUCAUAUUCCCGCUCUUUGAAUAAAUGAGCCUUCUGCUAUCACCUAAACUAUUUACUGUUAUCAUUAUCACAUCUUAUAAACAUAUUCCUUCAUCGCUUAAUGUUAACUCUGCUUCUCUUUUACUUUUGUAGGGCCAGUGGAAUGUCAUUAAGCCUUAGCCAAGUCAUCCGGCUGUUGGGUAACUGAAUAUCGAACAGACCAUCAAUCCCUGCCAAGGUCAAGGGCAACCAAUGCGCAUCAGUUAAUCAUAUGCCAUGGACUGGCCCAUGCAGCGGUAGUCCUACCACCUUCUGUGUACUCAUUCUUACUCAUACUUCCGUAGUAACUUUCUUUGUAUUAUACGGUCUUCAAAGCGGCUAUCGUACUUUAAUAGGUCGAAGGAGCAACCCACGUUAGAUGCUGACUGCGAGGUGUGAUUUCGAAGUCACCUGGUUCGUCACACCAUUCCCGUCUAAGUUCAGUAACCCCUCUGAUCAUUCGACGUAGAUCAUCAACAUUGAUGACCUACACUGUAAUACUCUAGUUUUCGCACACUAUCUUCAUUACCAAUUAACUAACACGUUUACUGCCUGUUUCUUGAAGACCUGGUUAGUUCCUAGCAUCCGAAUUUCCGAGUCAUUAUUUUUCACAUUACAACCAAACAACCCCUGCCUGAUAACGUGAAAGGUGCUGUUAUCUAGAAACCCUACUGUUCCGAGACAAACGCAUUCACUCAAACUACAAGAUCUGUAAACCCACAAAUAACUAAUAAACUGACUAGGAUUAGUGCAAUCGAGUAACCAGACUACCGCCUAUUAAAAGUUAUUAAAAACUUGGAAGCGUAUAUAAUCAACAAGAAGUGAGUUCAAAGACACCAGUCGGUAUGCACAACUUCGUCUCCAAGAUAUUGGAUACUGGAAGGCAGUUCGGGGUUCUUUCAAAUCUCAAGGACGGCAUGCAAACUUUUUGAUAAAUUUAAGUCAUCCUUUUAUCAACUGCUUUUCAUAUGGACACAGUAUGUUACAGGUCUCGUUUUUCCAUAGGUUAUUCAUAGAAAAACUUCCCGAGAGGUUCUUCAGGAAGAAGGCAGAGGUCUUCAACCGAAAGGUUAAAUAUGCUAAACAAAGUGUCACUCAGGUAGCGGCACUACACAAUGUAUUGCCUGGCUAUCUUGAGAAGGAAGAUGAAAAUGAGAUAAUCACUCAAGAUGCUAUGUUGAAAGAAGUUGAUAUUGGUUCCGCAACUAAGGUAAAAUACUAUAAGCUUUAGGUGAAUAUGAAAACUAGCGUUUUGAUGUUAAACUACAGUAUGGACCGUAUGCGAUUGAUUAUUCACGAAACGGCAGAUUUUUAGCCCUGUGUGGUAAAUCAGGUCACAUAGCGGCAUUCGACUGGAUGGUGAAGAAGCUCCUUUUGAGAUCACUGUCUCUAACGAAUGCAAGGAUGUUAAGUAAGAAAUUUAAUUGAUAAUCUUUUAGGUUUCUUCACCAAGAAACGUUCGUUGCCGUUGCAGAGAAAAGAUAUGUUUCCAUAUAUGACAAUCAAGGCUUAGAAGUACAUUGCUUGAAAAAACUGAGUGGGAUAUUACGAAUGGAAUUUCUCCCGUAUCAUUUCCUUCUGGUGUCUUCCGUAGGUUUUUGCACUGGAGCUUUUAUUUCAGGCUGACAAUGGAUUUCUUUAUUACCUAGACUGUUCUAUUGGUACGAUUGUCGCUUCAAUACCUACAUAUAUGGGGCGCCUUGGUGUUAUGUGUCAAAACCCUUCUAACGGAGUUAUUUGCACAGGACACAACGAUGGUGUUGUAUCUAUGUGGGUACCUUCAGAGAAGUCAUACGUUAUCAAAAUGUUCGCCCACCCAACUGCCAUUACUUCGAUUGCUUGCGACCAAACUGGAAGAUUCCGAAUCCAUACCCAAUUGAAUCUUUCCUCAUAUAUAUGACUGGACAUUAAUUCUCAGUUCAUUCAAAGUUGAUUACGUUUCGUUCGCUUGAUAAUUAUAAUUGCUGGUAUGAGAGCAGUUUGUAAUCUUGGUAUAUACUGUCUUGAAUCGUGAUAGUAGGUAUAAAGUGAUGCGUUAUGUGAGUCGAACUACUUGGCAACCUGUGGAGUUGACCGAAAACUAAAGAUUUGGGACUUGAGGUCCACUUAUGAUCCUCUUUCCGAAAUCUUGCUGCCUAUGUCUGCUUCAACAAUUAAUUUCAGUCAGAAAGGUUUAUUAGCAUUGGGUGCUGCUAAUACCGUACAGAUUUUACGUGACCCCCAUUCCAUUCCACCGUCCAAUGCAUCAAAAAUCUUUGAAACCAUUUCACCUAAUGUUAACCGACGAGUAAUUUCGAAUGCUUAUCUUUCUCACUAUGCAGUUCAUCCAGUUUAUCGUGUACGCUUUUGUCCUUAUGAAGACGUUUUAGGAGUAGGUAGUUCCGCUGGGAUUUCAUCCAUUCUUUGUCCUGGGAGUGCCGAACCUAAUUAUGAUGGUUUAGAAGAAAAUCCUUUUGCCAAUAAACGUUAUAGGCAAGAAAGAGAAGUUAAACGACUUUUGGAUAAGAUUCCAUAUACAAUGAUUUCAUUAAAAUCAAUCGUUGGUGAAGUUCGUCGUGAAGACCUUUUAGAAGAAUGGGAAAAGAAGAAAGCUGUAUUACUUGGACAAGUUCCCAAAGUCGAUACACCUGCUAUUAAACGAAAUAAACAAAAAGGUAGAUCAAAACCUGGCCGAAUCGAGGCAAAAAAGCAAAAUAUACACUUUGAACGUAAAAUGUUUACUAUCAAAGAAGUUUUAGGUGUACGGGAAGCGGAAGAGAAGUUACGACGAAAAGUUUCUUACAAAAAAAUCAAUGAUAUAAGCACAUUACCGAGACCUAGUGAAGCUUUAGUAACAAAAAAGAAAUUAUCGAAAAGACGCACAAACACUGCUCUUGAUGUGCUGAUUCCACCAAAAGAAUUUUAAUUUUUAAAUCUUAAUUUCUUUAUCGUUCUCUAACUAACUGUUUGUCUUCAAGUUCUUUUCUUUAAUUUCCCAC